AUGAGACUUGAUUUGUUCCUCCUUUUUUGUGUGUCACCAUGUUUGUAUACCUUUUUUGUUAAGGGACAUGAUGAAUAUCAAGGGGAUGUGGAAAAAAUAAAUAUGAAUGAUAAAAAAGGAAAUGUCAGUAUUCAUGAUUAUUUAUAUAAAAUUGGAGAUGAAGAAAAAACAAAAGACAGAUACCAUAAUAAAUUAAAUGAUAAUAUAACAGAGGAUGAUGAACAUAAUACAACCCUAUUCCCAAAAGCGGAAGAAUUGUAUACAUUUUUAACAACAGAAGAAAUGAAAGGAAAGAAUAGAAAUAUUUUUAAUCACUUAAAGGGAUCAGUAAUAAAAAAUAAAAUGACAAAAGCAACUUUUUUAGAUUUAUACAAAUCUGCAAUGAAACACUUUGAUAUAGAUGGAUAUACCUUUUUAUUAAAAACGGUAAUGCAUAAAAAUUAUAAUGAUCGUUUUGUUGAAAAGGUGAAGAAAGUAAAUGAGUAUACAUCACACUGUGAUGAAGGUGUAGUAGAAAAGGAAUAUGAGGAUACAAUGAAAAAGAAAAACAAAAGAAAAAAUAAAUAUACAUAUGAAAAUACUAAUGAAAAUAUUAAUAGUUUACAGAAUAAUAGUGGAGUGGAAUAUCCUGGAGGACCUAUAAGAUCUACUUAUGGUAAUAAUUUAUCUAAAUGGAUGAAGGAUUCUUUAGAAGAUAUUAGAACACCAGAUUCUAUUAAAGAACCUGGAUUAGGUAAUAUGUUAAUACAAAGUUUAACAAUGGUUAAAGGUUUUAUACAAUCUGUUGCAAGUUCUGUAGUAGAUAUUGUACCUCCAUUAAUUCCUCCACCUAUAUGGAUUAAUAGACCUUUACCAUGCUUACCUAUGAUAACAGGAAAAAAUUGUUUAGGUUCUAUUUUGUAUCCAAUCACCGCAGCAGAAUUUAUUACUGCAGAUAUAACAGAUUCUAUAAUGAACGGAAUAAUAUCAAGCUUUCCAUCUAAAUAUGCUAGUAAAAUAGGUAAAACAUCAGAAACACAAUAUAGAAUAUGUGCUAUGGCUUAUUUAGGUAUGUAUUGUGCAUCCCUUUUUCCUAUAUGUUGGUUACCUAUAGGAUUAAAAGUUGCAGAAACUAUGCCUAUAUGUUUUCCGCAAUGUUUAGCUACCUUAAUUGCAUGCCCAGGAUUCUGGAUAGAUGAUAUUGAAGGACCUUGUAAUAAUACAUCUGUUCCUCCAUUUUGUUCUUUUUCAAUAUUUGUUAAUCAAAAACUAGUACCUCCUCAAUUAACAUCUUAUGAUAAUUCACAUUUAUAUCCCUCUACAUGCCCAUCAAAAGAUGAAGAUUAUGAUACACCAGAUGAUUUAUAUGAACAUAAAAGCAGUGAUAUAAAUAAUGUAGCAGUUAAAGAAAAACAAAAAUAUUUACCUAAAAAAAUAGCAUUACCAAAAUAUCCAGAUUUAAUACCUAAUAUAAAUCCUUAUAAACAACAUGAUAUCGAACAUGUAGAAAAAUGUAAAUGUAUGGAUAUUAUACAAAUGUGUAAGCUAAAAUAUGCUAUACCAGUUAUAAAAAACACUACAAAUAUUAUCUAUAAAAAAUAUGAACAACCAACAGAAAUGUCAUCUAAACAAAAAAAAUGUUGUCACACAUGUAAACCAAUAUGGAAAAUUCUUUUCCCUUCUAAGAAUAUAAUAAAUUUGAAAGGCUCUCCUGUAUAUCCCAAAGGAAAUAAUAUUUUCUCGAGUAUAAUACGUAAAUAA
Plasmodium falciparum 3D7 is the source of this 1740-nucleotide messenger RNA. RefSeq lists its product as uncharacterized. The transcript has a single exon. The coding region runs from base 1 to 1740 and encodes 579 amino acids. The record is from RefSeq and is a predicted model, not a curated record. NCBI's taxonomy places the organism in Eukaryota, Apicomplexa, Aconoidasida, Haemosporida, Plasmodiidae.